GGUCAGGAUGAUAGUAUUAAAAUUUUAGUAUAAAAGGUGCCGAUGCAUCGAGACAAAGCAUACUCCACUUGGUAUCAACCAUGAGGUUCAGUGUAGUAUUUUUGGCCCUUCUGGCCCUCGCAGCUGCUGUUCCCCAAGUUCCCCAUCCACGUGCCGCUGAUCAAACUCUCCUUCAAAGACAACAGGAUGUCAUCUAUCUGUUAGAAAACUUAACCGGCGAAAUCCCCAAUGAUCACCUCCGCGGAAUUGGACACACCUAUGACAUUGAAGGAAACCUCCAGGCCUAUGAGAAUCCCAACUUGGUGAAAUAUCUCGCUACUGCUGUUCGUACUGGAAAUGUUCAGCCAAAGCGUACCGUAUUCUCCCCAACUGUGUCUGCUCUCCGCCAGGAAGUCAUCCUAUUGACAAGAAUCUUCCUUGGUGCCAAGGAUUACACCACAUUCCUCCACACUGCUGCCUGGGCUCGCGUUCACUUGAACGAGGGUCAAUUCGUCAAGGCUUUCAUCAUCGCUGUUCUCCAACGUCAUGACACCCAAGGCGUCACCAUCCCACCAACCUACGAAAUCCUCCCUCACUACUUCUUUGACGCUAGAGUUAUCCAAGAAGUCGAGAACAUUAAAUCCCACGGUGUCAGACACACUACUGGUGGUCAACAGGUCCAUUACAUUCCAAUCAACUACACCUCCCACUUGCCAGCUGGAGAACACCAUAUUGCCCACUUCACUGAAGAUAUUGGUCUCAACAACUACUACGAAUACUUGCAACAUGCUGCCUACAUGCUACCUGAACUCCUCCACGAACACAAACAAGGAUCCGGAGUCUUCGGACACCACAACUACGAGCGUGACGACCAAGUUGGAUACGGUGCACGUUGGUACUACCUUCAUCAACAACUCUUGGCUCACUACAAUCUCGAACGUCUUGGACAAGGUCUUGGCCCAGUUGAAGAUUUACACUACCAUCACUUAGACAUCCCACACAAACCCCAUCUCAAGUACAUCAAUGGUCUUGAAUUCUCUGGACGUCCAAGUGGACCAAUUGACGUUACCCACAUCCGUCACCAACUCUAUCAAUAUGUUCACACUUUGGAAAAGAGAAUCUUCGAAGCCAUCGACGCUGGACACGUCAUCACUCCACAUGGAGAAUUCCUCUCUCUCUACCAACCACAGGGAUACAACAUUCUUGGUGACCUCAUCCAAGGAACCGGCAGGAGCAUCAAUCCAAGAUACUACGGCAGUUUCGUCGAAGCAUCCAAGGUCCUUCUUGGAGGAACUCCACAAUUCGAUAACAUUUGGGAAUACACACCAUCAUCAUUGGAAAUCUCCUCCACCACUGUUCGUGAUCCAGCUUUCUACAAUCUCUUGAGACACAUCAUUGGAAUCUUCCGUCACUAUCAAGAAUCUCUCCCAGCCUACCAAUACAAUGACGUCGUCUUACCAGGAGUCCAAGUACAGAAAGUUGAUUUCAGCCAUUUGAUCACAUACUUCCAGGACUAUAUUGUCAAUCUCAACAACGCUGGAGUUGAAGGUGUCUACGAGAAGGAACAAAAGGAACACCAGAAAGGAACUUUGGACAUCAAGGGUCUUUUGAAGAGACUCGAUCAUCAACCAUACGAAUACCAAAUCUACGUUCAGAGUCAAAAACCCGUUCCCCACGCUGUUGUUCGUGUCUACCUUGGACCCAAAUUCGACCACGAGGGAUCACCAAUUGACAUCAAUACCCACAGACAUCACUUUGUUGAAUUGGACCAAUUCGUCUACGAUCUCGUUGAGGGACAAAACGUCAUCACCAGAAACUCCCACCAAUCCUCCAUCCACAGCACUGAUGUUCCAUCAGUUGAUGAGAUCCUUCAUCAUGUUGAAAAUGCCGCUCAUGCCCAAAGCCCACACUACUUGAUUGAACCACAACAAGUUUAUGGAUUCCCAGCCAGGCUCGCUUUACCCAAGGGUACAUACGGUGGUUUCCCACUUCAAGUAUUCGUUGUCGUCUCUGCUGGAGCUCAUCAACAUCACUAUGGACCAAUCAUUCCUGACCAUGUCAACUCAUAUCACAGCCACUCCUAUCAACCCGUCAGCGUUGGCGAAUACGAACAAAUCACUCAACAACCCGCCAAGACCGGAGAAGGUUACACCAUGGUCGAAGUUGUUCCUGAUGUAGAGGAAUUAGGCACUGGCAUCAACCAAGGCAAAUGGCACUGGACCCAAUUGUACAACAAAUACCACGGAUACUACCAACAACCACAAUGGCAUCAUCAACACGUUGAACAUCAUCAACGCCAAUACCCAACUGUUGGAGGAGGCUAUCACUAUGGACAACAAGGAGCUCGCGUAGAACAUCAACAACAACAACAAGGACAAGUUCACCACGGAGUUGGACAAACAGGACAAACCGGUUAUGAAGGUGGCAAAUAUCAAAGCAUCUACCAAACUCACUUACACAGCGGAAGCGGUGUUGGACACGAGGGACAAGGUUACCCACAAGGACAGACAUACACCCAUGGACAGACAUACGCUCAAGGUUAUGGAUAUGGACAUGGUCACACCUAUGGACAAGGACACACCUUUGGACAAGGACAAACAUACCAACACGGUCAAGGACAUGGACACGGAUUCUAUGGUGGUGCUUAUCCAACAGGAAUCUGGGGAUACGUCUCUGGAAUCACUGGCCAGGAACCCCAUGACGAAUUCCUCCAGAAAUAUCAUCAUGGACAUCACAUCUCUGAAGUGAUCGGUGGUGCCAUCUCUCUUGAUGGAAGACCAUUGGGAUGGCCAUUCGAUAGACAAUUGGGAGUCAGCGUUUGGCAUGCACCCAACAUUCAUGUGACUGACGUCUUCGUCUAUCAUCAUGAUGUUCCAGUUUCCCACGUUGUCGAGGGCCAUCAUCAUUAAAAUUGUUUAGGGAUUUUAAAAGAAAAUAUCAAUUUUUAAUUGUAAUCUUGAUUGUAAAUUAGUUAUUUUUUCUGACAUGGUAUAAAUAAAUUGCUGUUAAAUAUAA
This is a messenger RNA of Leptopilina boulardi, 2994 nucleotides long. RefSeq names its product hexamerin-like (gene Hex110). The coding region runs from base 81 to 2888 and encodes 935 amino acids. NCBI's taxonomy places the organism in Eukaryota, Metazoa, Arthropoda, Insecta, Hymenoptera, Figitidae. The transcript is spliced from 6 exons. The record is from RefSeq and is a predicted model, not a curated record.